GAAGUGAGAGGUUGAGGCAGGGAGGAAGAAGCCAUGGCGUCGGCGGCGGCCGGUCGGCGGACACCCGGCCUGCGGCUCGGUCAGAGCUGCCCGCCGGCGGGGUCUGGCCAGCAGGGCAAGAAGGACAAUUUUGGUGAGAAAAUGUCUGGCCACGGUGACUGGUUUCAGAGUUCUCGGGUCCCCAGCUUUGCCCAGAUGUUGAAAAAGAACUUGCCAGUUCAGCCAUCAGCCCAGACGGUAACCACACCCACAGGAUGUUCCUCGGAAAGUUACAGCUUGUCGAACAUGGCAUCCAAGGUUACGCAAGUGACGGGUAAUUUUCCAGAAGCAUUGCUCUCCAAAGGUCUUUCAUCUAUUCCAAAUCCUCUCCUUCCUCCGAAAAAAAUACCUAAGGAAUUUAUAAUGAAAUACAAGCAUGGAGAGAUAAAUCCUGUAUCAGCCUUGCACCAGUUUGCGCAAAUGCAGCGGGUUCAGCUUGACCUUAAGGAAACAGUAACAACAGGUAAUGUUAUGGCACCAUAUUUUGCUUUUUGUGCUGUGGUGGACGGUAUUCAAUACAAGACUGGACUGGGACAAAGUAAAAAGGAGUCUAGAUCCAAUGCAGCAAAAUUAGCUCUUGAUGAGCUUCUACAAUUGGAUGAAACUGAACCAAGAAUUUCAGAAACAUCAGAAGUGAGACAAAUUCAGUUCGCAAAGAUUUCACAGAUUGUUAAAGAAACAUUUUAUCAACUAAUUUCUAAUCAUUCAGAGUAUCUGAAAUGUAGCAACUCAUUAGCUGCUUUUAUAAUUGAAAGAGCUGGACAGCGCGAAGUUGUCGCUGUGGGCACAGGUGAAUACAAUUAUAGUCAGUGCAUUAAGCCAAAUGGAAGAGUGUUGCACGAUACUCAUGCUGUUGUUACGGCAAGGAGAUCUCUCCUUAGGUACUUUUAUAGACAACUUCUGCUCUUCUACAGCAAAAAUCCUGCUAUGAUGGAAAAAUCAAUAUUUUGUGCAGAACCAGCUUCUAAUCUACUCACUCUCAAGCAGAAUAUCAACAUUUAUCUCUAUAUGAACCAGUUGCCUAAAGGAUCAGCCCAGAUUAAGUCACAAUUGCGUCUUAAUCCACAUUCUGUGUCUGCAUUUGAAGCCAAUGAAGAACUGAGUCUCCAUGUGGCUGUUGAAGGCAAAAUUCAUCUGACUGUCUACUGCCCUGCAGAUGUUGUUAAUAGAAUAAGCAGCAUGUCCUCAAGCGACAAACUGAUGAGAUGGGGAGUGCUUGGUGUACAGGGAGCAUUGCUGAGUCAGUUUAUACAGCCAGUUUAUAUCAGCAAUAUACUUGUUGGUGAUGGGAAUUGCAGUGAUACUAGAGGCUUAGAAAUUGCUAUAAAGCAACGUGUUGAUGAUGCACUCACUUCAAAACUUCCAAUGUUUUACUUGGUCAACAGACCUCAUAUUAGUUUAGUACCUUCUGCAUAUCCAUUUCAAACAAACUUGGAAUAUAAAUUCCUGAGUCUGAAUUGGGCACAAGGGGACAUUUCUUUGGAGAUUGUGGCUGGCCUAAGUGGGAAGAUCACCAAAAGUUCCCCAUUUAAAAGUGGUGUGUCAAUGGCAAGUCGGCUUUGUAAGGCUGCAAUGUUAAGUCGAUUUAACCUGCUUGCCAAAGAAGCUAAAAAAGAAGAUUUACUUGAAGCUAGUACAUAUCAUGCAGCUAAGCAUAUGUCUGGAUCCUAUCAAGAAGCUAAAACUUUGUUGAAAUCCUACCUACAGCAGCAUGGCUAUGGCUUCUGGAUUGUGAAAUCUCCCUGUAUAGAGCAAUUUAGUAUGUGA
Physeter macrocephalus (sperm whale) is the source of this 1806-nucleotide messenger RNA. RefSeq names its product adenosine deaminase domain containing 1 (gene ADAD1). Gene Ontology annotation, biological process: adenosine to inosine editing; RNA processing. The record is from RefSeq and is a predicted model, not a curated record. Gene Ontology annotation, molecular function: tRNA-specific adenosine deaminase activity; double-stranded RNA adenosine deaminase activity; double-stranded RNA binding. The transcript is spliced from 11 exons. Lineage: Eukaryota; Metazoa; Chordata; Mammalia; Artiodactyla; Physeteridae. Gene Ontology annotation, cellular component: cytoplasm; nucleolus. The coding region runs from base 34 to 1806 and encodes 590 amino acids.